AUGGCGCCCGGGCUCCUGAGCGCGGCGCUGCUGUUCGUGGGGGGCGCUGUCCUGUACACAGAGCAGCCCUCGUUCUCAGAAAGGGAGCCCUCACGGGCGCAGGCUGCAGAUGCCGGGUGGCUGGAGGCCAGGCGUGGGGGGCUCAGGCCGCAGCGGGGGCACUCCGUGCAGGAGCAGAAGAGGCCGGACGCAAAGGGCAGUAUCCGUUCAUUCCUUUCCUCGGACCACAGCCUCCCCUGCCUGUCCCCCGCUUCUAGAUGUCUGAUGCUGAGUCCCUCCUUUUCCGUUGUUCCAACUGCCUUUAAAAAUUUACAGACCUAUUGCGGAAGGGCACCACUUGCGGAUAUGUUGAAAGGGUCUCGGAUUAUCGGGGGCACGGACGCGCAGGUUGGCGCGUGGCCGUGGGUAGUCAGCCUGCAGAUUCAGUCGGGGAGAAUCCUUACUCAUGUGUGUGGGGGGAGCCUAGUGAAAGACGGUUGGGUCCUCACGGCUGCCCACUGCACCAGGGACACUAGAGAUCCUUUACUGUGGAGAGUUGUGCUUGGAACUAACAAUAUAGCUGGGCGUCAUCCACACACCAAGAUUUUAAAAGUUAAAGCAAUCAUCAUCCAUCCAAACUUCGAUGUGCAAACUUACAUAAAUGAUAUUGCACUCUUUCAUUUAAAAAAAGAAGUGAGGUAUAAUAACUAUAUUCAGCCUAUCUGUCUACCUUUUGAUGUCUUCCAAAACCUGGAUCAAAACACAAAGUGUUUUAUAAGUGGCUGGGGAAGAACACAAGAAGAAGGUAAUGCUACAAGUACGUUGCAGGAAGCACAAGUGCAUUAUAUUUCUCGAAAUGUUUGUAGUUCUGAGAUGGGUUACGGGUCUGUAAUCCCUGUAACUUCAUUCUGUGCAGGUGACAAAGAUGGAGUCUUCGAUACUUGCAGGGGCGACAGUGGUGGACCACUAAUGUGCUACCUUCCAGAGCAGAGUCGGUUUUUUGUGAUGGGAGUUACCAGUUACGGGUAUGGCUGUGGCCGGAAGAAUUUCCCUGGUGUCUAUAGUGGGCCGUCCUUCUUCAAAACGUGGCUGACAGGUCACUUCGACAAGACAAUCAGUAAAGGCGUAUUUAAUAUAAAUAGUCCACUUGGACAUGUCCUCAUUGCCUUCUGUUCUGUUAUUUUACUAGCAACUCUGUAAAAAAAUUCUGAAGAACUUUUAUUUUUCAUCAUGUCCCUUUCCACGUUCUACAUAAUGAAAGUAAUUUAUUCUUUGGGCAAGUUAUUGCUCACUUUGAGUUCUCGGGUGCACAUUUUGGGGGGAAUGAAAGACUGACGUUUGAGAUGCGGAUUAUAAGUUUGGCACUGAAUCACACACGGCCGUGAUGUAUCCUGAUUGCUUUACUUAUAAUCAGUACUUCUCCUAGAGUUCAUAUGAAAUAUUCGGUUUAAAUAUAUAUACUUCAUGUAUGCACAUGCCAGACAAUAAAGAGUUGGUAAUUAAGACGGAAGCUGUUCUUACACGCACCACCCACGGGUGUGAACUCCGUGGGGGUACU
Molecule: messenger RNA, 1537 nt
Organism: Artibeus jamaicensis (Jamaican fruit-eating bat)
Lineage: Eukaryota; Metazoa; Chordata; Mammalia; Chiroptera; Phyllostomidae
Gene: TMPRSS12
Product: transmembrane serine protease 12
Exons: 5
Coding region: 1-1179 (392 amino acids)
Biological process (GO): acrosome reaction; proteolysis
Molecular function (GO): serine-type endopeptidase activity
Source: RefSeq, a predicted model, not a curated record